GCCUGGUCUAACUGGCUCUUCUGUCCUCCAGUCCAGCGAUGGAAAGGCAUCUUUCCCAGCUCUGUACCUCAAUCCCCCCCCUGCGCCCCCGUGGUUGGAGUCGCCCCGCUCAGCAGCUCGGCCUGGGCCUGUAGCAGACCCGCUCACGCAGAGCGCCCAGCUGCAUUCUCGCCAUCCAGCCAUCCUCCGCUCCCCCCGAUUCAGACACCUAAUGGGAAGGACUGCUCUGGUCUAGCAGAGAGAUCUCCCACAUUCCUCUUUCAUUCAACCAAUCACAGUUAUGGCGGCAGGCAUCCUCCUCUCAGUCCGGAAUCUUCCAUGGAGAGCGAGAUCAGCGCCUCGGAACUGGAGGAUGAUUCCAUCUCCAUGAGCUACAAGCUGCAGGACCUGACCGACGUUCAGAUAAUGGCACGGUUACAAGAAGAAAGCCUCCGCCAGGACUACGCCUCCACCUCGGCCUCCGCCAGCCGCCGCAGCUCCAGCUUCUCCCUCCACGCCAGCCGCCGCCCCCCCUGCGAGGAGCCCGAGCUGCAGGACGAGGAGGACGAGUAUGAUGAGCUGCCACCCCCCCAGCCACGGCUGGCUCGCGCCCGCCCCCUGCAGCGCAGCCUCUCACACUCCCACAGUUUCUCCGGGGCCAGGGACUGCCGCCGCAGCCCGUCGGCCCCCCAGUGCCUGGGGGGUCUCUCCCAGCAGCAGUACUCCAGCAGCCCCCUCAGCAGCUACAUGCCGGAGGCUCUGGGCCACAGGAGUAGCUCAGGCUCCCCUUCCUGGAGUCAAGCUGAACACGAGAAUAAGCUGAGGAGAAGCAUGCCCAACCUGGUGCGGGCUCCCAGCAUGCCGAGCGUUCCCAGUCUUCCCAGCAUUCCCGGCCUUCCCGGUCCCGUCGGGCAGACCAGCUCCCCGUCCCUCCGCAACAGCCAAAGCUUCGACUCCUCGAACGUGCUGACCAGGAUGCAGUCCUCAAUCCCCUCCCCAGGUCAGCUCCAGCACCGUGUGCAAAGCGUGGGCAACUUCUCCGCCUUGUCCCGCCCACCCACCAAGGCCACCGCCUACGUCAGUCCCACAGUACAGGGCUCCGCUGCCCCCUCCCCCUACACCAGUUUGCACUCAGGCUCCAGCAGUGGCAUCCCCCUCCCCAACAAACCCAGCGCCUCAUCCAUUCCGGGUCGCAGCGCCCUCCCGAGGCCGGCAUCCAUCAACGGGACCAGUGCCAUUCCCCGCAGUAAAAUAGCUCAGCCUGCACGCAGCUUACUCACGCCCCCAAAAAGCCUGGCCACGCUCAGCGCUCUCCGGGAUGGAAGCUGGAGAGAUGGGUGCUACUGAUGUCAGCCAGACACUACCGGCAAGCCAGGAGACCCAACGGUGUUGAGGCCCAGCAGGCUGGGCCCGUCUGCCUCUCCUUUGAAGUAUUCCUGAAGCAGAACGUACUCUGAGCAGCAGCAUGGAAAUGCAAAUGCGUUUCUGUGCAAACGGGGAACGUGACACCCCACCGAGAAUAGAGUCUGAACUGAGAUGAAAUUUUAUGCAUUGCAAGGAUGCUGUUGUUGCAAUAUUGAUUUUUAAAGUUGUAUCCUAGCCAAAAAAAAGUCAAACUACAUCUUAAAACUGUUUACAAAACCAUAUUUACGGAAUCAAUUCAAUUUUGCAGUUUUUUAAACGAUGAAGAAAAGUGAAUGUCUGACCUUAUCAGAGGACUAAAUGAAAUAUGUAAAAUCUUUGUACAGUUGUGGUGCCUAUUGUAAAAGUGUUUCAGUUCCGAUGUUUUAUUUGCUCUGGAUCUUUGCUGCACUUUCACUGUUGUUUCACUGUAAUAGAAAGAACUAGUUUCACUUAAGUUUAUUUGAUUUGUUUGUUAAAUACGCAAAAUUAGCAAUAUAGCUGUACUGUCACUGGUUCUUUUAAUUUAGCUUAUCUUGUUCUAAUGCAUUUGUUGCUCCCUCUUGUUUUAUAUUUAUUUAACAACAACAAAAAAAACUUGCAGUUCUCUUGCACAGAUCUGAUAAAGCGGUUUCUUUUUCUAAAAUAAUUUGUUGUUUGGGAAUCACUGUAUUUUAAAAUGGAAAUAAAACGUUUUACAUAA
Molecule: messenger RNA, 2083 nt
Organism: Brienomyrus brachyistius
Lineage: Eukaryota; Metazoa; Chordata; Actinopteri; Osteoglossiformes; Mormyridae
Product: SLAIN motif-containing protein 1-like
Exons: 8
Coding region: 319-1326 (335 amino acids)
Biological process (GO): microtubule nucleation; positive regulation of microtubule polymerization; cytoplasmic microtubule organization
Cellular component (GO): microtubule plus-end
Source: RefSeq, a predicted model, not a curated record